GCUAUAGAACCCUAAGCAUUUGCGAAAACCACAGUUGAAUUUUGAGCUGAUCACCAAAGCACCGAAAUGUACGGAGCAGAACCUGUGAAUGAAGAAUCCGAGCGAACUGCUUUUCGUAAAGCCGAGAAGAAGUACAAAAUUUAUUACGAGAACGCCAAAAAGAAGAAGAUACCGAGAUCAGUUGAUUUAUCGGAGGUUAUUGAUUUCAGAUCUAUUUUAGAGUCGUUUAAAGGUGGUGGUGAUCUUCCUGAGGGCGUUUUCGAACUUAAAUGUGAUUUUAACCAACCUGUUUUUGGCCUAGUAAGUCGUCCUGGUUUUUAUUUUAUCCCUGCAGCAUUAAGCAUUGAGGAACAAUGCCAUUGGAUAAGGGAAAGUUUAACAAGCUUUCCUCAACCCCCUAAUAGAACAAACCACAAUGCAAUUUAUGGGCCUUUACAGGAUUUAUUUUUGGCGGCCAAAGAAGGAAAAGUUUUGAUUGAAGAGGAUAGACUGGCUGAAAACAUUAUUUCUGAGGCUAAUCUAGAUCAAAGCAAUGUAAACACCCCCCGUUGGAAAUAUAUCAAAGAACUUGAUGAAUCAUUUAGUAGAGAUGCUGGCAAAUCAGUAUCAGCUUCUGUUUUGUUGCGCAAGUUACGGUGGAGCACCCUUGGCCUGCAAUUUGACUGGUCAAAGCGGAGUUACAAUAUUGCUCUUCCUCACAAGAAGAUACCUGAUAAACUUUGUAUGUUGGCGAAAAGGAUGGCAGCACCUGCAAUGCCAUGCAGUGAAGAAUUCCAUCCUGAAGCUGCUAUAGUUAAUUACUUUGGGUUGGGUGAUAUGCUUGGCGGGCACCUUGAUGACAUGGAAAAAGAUUGGAGUAAACCUAUUGUAAGCAUUAGUUUGGGUUGCAAAGCUAUUUUCCUUCUCGGGGGUAAAUCUAGGGAUCAUACACCCAUUGCCAUGUUCCUCCAAAGCGGUGAUGCAGUUCUUAUGGCUGGAGAAGCAAGGGAGUGUUUCCACGGUGUGCCUAGGAUAUUCACUGACCCAGAAAAUGCUGAGAUAGGCACCCUUGAAUCACAGUUUUCAGAUGAAAACAACCUCCCUUUCUUGGAUUACAUUCGGACUUCGAGAAUCAACAUCAAUAUUAGACAGGUUUUCUGAAUUUUGCUUUCUCGUCAUUAUUUUAUGUAGAGGGAAGGAGAAAUUUUUUUUGAAAGGAAUGUUCUGUGUACAAUUAGUAUUCUAGUUGUUUACUCAUUACAGCAGAGCUGCCACCAAGUCCUUCCACAUUGUUGAAACUGGUUUCCCAUUACUAAUUGUUUGUCGACCUUCAAAAUUAUGAGAAAAAUAGUGUAUUUGACAUUGUUGACAACGGAGCUUGCUAAAAACUGACAUUGUUGACCUUCAAAAUUUGAUACUUUUAACAUGACUUUUUAUUAUUUCA
This is a messenger RNA of Olea europaea var. sylvestris, 1423 nucleotides long. Its product is annotated as alpha-ketoglutarate-dependent dioxygenase alkB. The record is from RefSeq and is a predicted model, not a curated record. Lineage: Eukaryota; Viridiplantae; Streptophyta; Magnoliopsida; Lamiales; Oleaceae. The coding region runs from base 67 to 1140 and encodes 357 amino acids. The transcript has 8 exons. Gene Ontology annotation, molecular function: oxidative RNA demethylase activity; broad specificity oxidative DNA demethylase activity; ferrous iron binding. Gene Ontology annotation, cellular component: nucleus; cytoplasm. Gene Ontology annotation, biological process: oxidative RNA demethylation.